UUUGACUUGGAAGUGGAGCAGCAGGACUUUGUAGUUAUGUGCUUGGUUUUAGGAAAGAGAAAGAGCUGCCUUUAAGGGCCUGUGGGUGGCCACCUCCUUGCCACUCAUGCUUUCAGCUCGAUGGGGGCUCCCACAGCCUCAGAGGGAGCAGAGUCCCCUAACUCCUAACAAAACCAGUGGAGGGCAUUGAGUUGUUUAACUUGAGCCAUUCUUUCUCUUUCUUCAUUCAUGCUUUCUUUUCUCAGGUCAAUUGUGUAGGCAUUGUCUUUUGCCUAGAAAAAAGUGGUUUAAAUAGAUAUGUGCUCUAUAAAUAGUAGCUGUCCCACUACUCUGGCUGCAAUUUAAGUAUUUGAGGGCGUUUCCAUUUUUAUUUUACGUAUUUUUUUCAACAGCACCGCUCCUCAGAAGAAUCUAAUCCGAAUAGGUUUGCACUUUUAUUUUUAUUUCAUAUGGAAAUAACUGACUCCUUAGUGAACUUGUUCUAUAGUAAAACAACUCCAUGGAGAAACACAAACGUGAAAGCUAGAAUGAGUAAGUACUAAAGAUACAUUCCUUUUCAACUUCUUUCAUACCCCCCCCUCGAUUUUAAUUUACUGAAUCAUCCAAGGUUCUGGUGGCCUGUCUUUGUUUUUGAGUAAUAUUAAUUUGGUCUCAGAUCUUCACUUUCUAUAAUGUGAGAUCUUUUGACAUGCUAUCCCAAAUUAUUUUAAAUUUGUUCAUUGAGAAUAAUUCUAAGUCAAGAAUUUCAAAUAAAAACAGGCAAUGACUAAAACCUGGAUUGCCUCUAAAUGUCUGAUUAGGUGCUAACAUGGACUGGUGGUUGGACCACUGACCAGGAAUUGGAAGACCUGCAUGCAGGUGUCCCACAUUCCAUCUUGCCGUUAGAAAAGUGCUCCUCUCUGGCAUCUCCUAGAGAAUGUAGGGAGAAACAAGGCCCAGCAGGGUCCCCCUGUGUACCGAGCACACCCAGCUUGUAGGCAGAGGGGUCCUGCUCUGGGCAGGGCUCCUCCCAACAGUCAGGAGAGGAGAGGAUGCCUUCUGCAGGUUGGUGGCCUCAGGGUAUGCCCACGUGUCCUCAGUGAGGAGCACUGACGAGCGUCAUGAUGUUCAGGGCUGGGCCUGUGGCACAAACCAUCAUUGCUGGCAAUGGACGUGGUUUUGGAAGGUGUGAGCACUGUGGUGACCUACCUGACCCUGCACGUGAGAGGCCUCAGUCUCACCAGCAAAGGUACAAGCCUCCUUGCGUAGGCAGCCUCCAUCUGCAGGAUCACGUUGGCGAACACGCUGCCAUUGAAGGCAUAAUGAAGUAGGUGUUACAGUUGGUGUUGGCCCUGGGGUUUUGUCUUCCCUAAGGAGUACCUGCUAUGUGUGCAGUGAUACUCCUCGUGGUCCUUUGCUGGAGGCACACUCCUCUGCUUGGGCCAGGAUUGAGUCCACUGUUCAGCCUUCUGAUGACACAGUGGAGUCCGCUGGAGCGAUGAUCCUGGUCAUUCCUGUUGCACCCAGCCCUGCAGCCUUCCUCAGUGUCUUUUCCUAGCUUGGUCUUUGAGCCCGCCACAACAGCAGGACCCCUUGUACAACUGCAGCUUUCUGACCCAGUGUCAUUCCUGGCAGCAGCUGCCUUGUUAGAGGCUCCCCAGCAAUGGUGGGAUUCAGAGAAGUUGGCAAUCCACCACAUGGAUACUGCUGGGCAUUUCCGCAGGCCCAGCAGCCUCCUCUGCGCCACCUUCAUUGUCUGGUGCAUCUCUCCUGUUCAUAAGUGUUGUUUGUGUCCCAUGCUCUCCGGAUAGAGCCUGCGCUCCCCUAAUCAGACACUCUCACACUGUGUGACAUGGCCUCUGUGGCUGUGCUGGGACGGCCCUCUCAGCUCCAUGCAAGCCGGGGCUCCCGGGGGUCAUCCCGCGCCCGGGGCCGCCCCCACACACACCACACCAGCCCCGGUUCCUCUGAGUUCGCCUCCGCACUGAGCGGACACUCGGGCGAGGCCUGGCAGGUUCUGAAAGUGAACCAUACCGUUGCGAUUUGAGAAAAUAACAGCUGCUGAAGAGAACUGGCCCGAGCCGGGCGGUUCAGGCGCAUCUCGCUCACGUGGCCCCUGCCGGGCAGCCGGCAUGUCCUCGGCUGGCCCCGCCCCGCCGCGCCCUCAUUGGCGCUUCUCGAAGGGCCGGCGAGGGUCAAGUGCGUUAAUUAACGUAAGUGAGUUAAUUGGUUCUCCUACUCGUCAGUCACGCCACGCCGCCGUCUUCAGCCCUCAUUGGCUGGAGGACCGAGGAGGCGGUUUGGGCGCCGAGUGGCCCGGACAUGGCGGACGGCGGGGGCGGCUGGCGGCCGCCGCGCCCCUGCGAGGCCUACCGAGCCGAGUGGGAGCUGUGCCGCAGCGCCCGGCACCUGCUGCACCACUACUACGUCCACGGCGAGCGGCCGGCCUGCGAGCAGUGGCGGCGCGACCUGGCCAGCUGCCGCGCCUGGGAGCAGCGCCGGAGCAACGAGGCCCAGGCAAGCCGAUUUUCUCAGUUGAUAUUCACCCUGACGGGACCAAGUUCGCAACUGGAGGACAAGGGCAGGAUUCUGGGAAGGUUGUGAUCUGGAAUAUGUCUCCAGUCCUCCAGGAGGAUGACGAGAAGGAUGAAAAUAUCCCCAAGAUGCUUUGCCAGAUGGACAAUCACUUAGCAUGUGUGAACUGUGUGCGGUGGUCAAACAGUGGGAUGUAUUUAGCUUCUGGGGGAGAUGACAAACUGAUUAUGGUGUGGAAGCGGGCUACGUACAUCGGCCCCAGCACCGUGUUUGGCUCCAGUGGUAAGCUUGCUAAUGUGGAGCAGUGGCGGUGUGUCUCCAUCCUCCGGAAUCACUCAGGCGAUGUGAUGGAUGUAGCAUGGUCUCCCCACGAUGCCUGGCUGGCCUCAUGCAGCGUGGAUAACACUGUCGUCAUCUGGAACGCUGUGAAGUUCCCAGAAAUUCUAGCUACUCUGAGAGGUCAUUCUGGCUUGGUGAAAGGGUUGACUUGGGACCCUGUUGGCAAAUACAUAGCCUCUCAAGCUGAUGACCGCAGCCUGAAGGUGUGGAGGACACUGGACUGGCAAUUAGAGACCAGCAUCACGAAGCCUUUUGAUGAGUGUGGAGGGACGACCCAUGUGUUGCGGCUCAGCUGGUCACCUGACGGGCAUUACCUGGUGUCUGCCCAUGCCAUGAACAACUCUGGCCCCACUGCCCAGAUCAUCGAACGGGAGGGCUGGAAGACCAACAUGGACUUCGUGGGGCAUCGGAAAGCUGUGACUGUUGUGAAAUUCAACCCAAAAAUCUUCAAAAAGAAGCAGAAGAACGGGAGUUCUGCGAAGCCCAGCUGCCCGUACUGCUGCUGUGCCGUUGGCAGCAAGGACCGGUCACUCUCUGUCUGGCUCACGUGUCUGAAGCGGCCACUGGUGGUCAUCCAUGAGCUGUUUGACAAGUCCAUCAUGGACAUCUCCUGGACUCUGAACGGGCUGGGCAUCCUGGUGUGCUCCAUGGACGGCUCUGUGGCAUUCCUUGACUUCUCUCAGGAUGAGCUUGGAGACCCCCUGAGUGAGGAGGAGAAGAGCCGCAUUCACCAGUCCACCUAUGGCAAGAGCCUGGCCAUCAUGACUGAGGCCCAGCUUUCCACAGCCGUCAUCGAGAACCCUGAAAUGCUCAAGUACCAGCGGAGGCAGCAGCAGCAGCAGCUGGACCAGAAGAGUGCCCCAGCCCGAGAGCCAGGCUCAGCAGCCUCUGUCGCAGGCGUCGUCAAUGGUGAGAGUCUAGAAGACAUCAGGAAGAAUCUUUUGAAGAAACAAGUUGAGACUCGGACAGCAGAUGGUCGGAGAAGAAUCACGCCUCUCUGCAUAGCACAGCUGGACACUGGGGACUUCUCCACGGCAUUCUUUAACAGCAUCCCCCUCUCGGGCUCCUUGGCGGGCACCAUGCUCUCCUCUCAUAGCAGUCCGCAGCUACUGCCACUGGACUCCAGUACCCCCAACUCCUUCAGCACCUCGAAGCCUUGCACAGAGCCUGUGGCGGCCACCGGUGCCAGGCAUGCAGGCGAUUCUGUCAAUAAGGACAGUGUGAAUGCUACCUCUACUCCUGUUGCAUUGUCGCCUUCUGUGUUAACCACCCCGUCCAAGAUCGAACCCAUGAAAGCAUUUGACUCCCGAUUCACAGAGCGGUCCAAAGCCACACCAGGUGCUCCUGCCUUGACCAGCAUGACUCCGACAGCCAUUGAAAGGUUAAAAGAACAGAACCUUGUGAAAGAGCUGAGGCCCCGGGACCUCCUGGAGACCAGCAGUGACAGCGACGAAAAGGUCCCUUUGGCCAAGCCUUCCUCGCUGUCUAAGAGAAAACUUGAGCUCGAGGUGGAGACAGUAGAGAAGAAGAAGAAAGGGCGCCCUCGGAAGGACGCCCGUCUCAUGCCUGUGGCUCUAUCUGUCCAGUCUCCAGCUACCCUCACCGCAGAGAAGGAGGCCAUGUGUCUGUCUGCACCAGCACUUGCACUGAAACUGCCAGUUCCAGGCCCCCAGAGAGCUUUCACCCUCCAGGUGAGCUCGGAUCCCUCCAUGUACAUUGAGGUGGAGAAUGAAGUGACGGCUGUGGGGGGCGUAAAGCUGAGCCGCCUGAAGUGCAACCGGGAGGGGAAGGAGUGGGAGACGGUGCUCACCAGCCGGAUCCUCACUGCAGCUGGUAGCUGUGACGUGGUAUGUGUCGCCUGUGAAAAAAGGAUGCUGUCAGUGUUUUCCACCAGUGGUCGCCGCCUCCUUCCUCCCAUCCUUCUGCCGUCCCCGAUCUCUACUUUGCAUUGUACAGGCUCCUACGUCAUGGCACUCACUGCUGCAGCCACACUGUCCGUCUGGGAUGUUCACAGGCAGGUGGUUGUGGUGAAAGAAGAGUCUCUACACUCCAUCUUGGCAGGAAGUGAUAUGACAGUGUCACAGAUCUUGCUGACGCAGCAUGGAAUCCCAGUAAUGAACCUGUCUGAUGGAAAGGCGUACUGCUUCAAUCCGUCACUCUCAACAUGGAACCUGGUUUCUGACAAGCAGGACUCACUGGCGCUGUGUGCAGACUUUAGGAGCAGCCUGCCAUCCCAGGACGCUAUGCUGUGCUCAGGACCCUUAGCCAUAAUCCAGGGCCGCACUUCCAACUCGGGAAGGCAGGCUGCCCGGCUCUUCUCCGUGCCUCAUGUGGUGCAGCAGGAGACCACCCUGGCCUACCUAGAGAACCAGGUCGCAGCAGCACUCACCCUGCAGUCUAGCCACGAGUACCGCCAUUGGCUCCUCCUCUACGCACGGUACCUUGUGAAUGAAGGGUUUGAAUACCGACUCCGAGAAAUAUGCAAGGACUUACUGGGUCCGGUUCACUACUCCACUGGAAGCCAGUGGGAGUCAACAGUAGUGGGUCUGCGGAAGAGGGAGCUGCUGAAGGAGCUGCUGCCAGUCAUCGGGCAGAACAUCCGUUUCCAGCGCCUCUUCACCGAGUGUCAGGAACAGCUCGAUAUCCUAAGGGACAAGUAGCCUGCCCUGGCCUACCCGGGCUGCAGCAAGGGCAGGGCUACACUCUCGCCACUUACAGCACACCGGGCUGCCUCUGACCUGGCCAGGCUGCGUGGGAGGAGGAGCCACUGGCAGGAAACGUGCUGUCCUGUACCAGCACCAGCCCAGCUCCCCAGGCAGACGUGCCCUGUGUCCUGGGCCCGAUGCUGCCUCAGGAGGGGCAGCUCACCCCUCCCUCCAGGCCCCCCGUCCGAAUCUAGGGCUGGGGCUCUGCCCGGCUGCCCUGGGGCCAGCAAGGCACUCCCAGGCCUGCCAUCUCCAGCACGGCCCCAAGGUGGACACUAGCCCCUGCCACUGCAGGUGCUGUUCUGCUUCAGCUACGACGAGUGAGCCAUUUGUGAGCGAGAAUCUGGAGCGUUAGGUAUUACGCAGUCAGCAAACUGACCUGAGACCGAUGUAAAAGGAAAGCUGUUCCGACACAUGGACUAUUUUUGUACUAGAAUUUGCUAACUUGUAAUAUGGAAUUUUCCUUUGGCUAAUAAUCAGGAUUUCCCUAUAAGUCACUUGGACAUUGGUCACUUGUAGGAAAUUUAAACUAAUUAUGACAGCUACACUGAAAAAUAAUUGUACUGAAAUUAACUUGUCUAUCUUCAUUUGGUUUUAAUUUUUAAAUGUUUGUAAAAAGAGACUGUUUUGGGGGGAAUGGGGCAAAGGGGUGGGCAAUUUCUUUUGUAAGUGUAAAAUAAAUGAACACGCAUUGGAUACCAAA
Molecule: messenger RNA, 6261 nt
Organism: Microcebus murinus (gray mouse lemur)
Lineage: Eukaryota; Metazoa; Chordata; Mammalia; Primates; Cheirogaleidae
Source: RefSeq, a predicted model, not a curated record